Molecule: messenger RNA, 1399 nt
Organism: Sus scrofa (pig)
Lineage: Eukaryota; Metazoa; Chordata; Mammalia; Artiodactyla; Suidae
Gene: AKR7A2
Product: aldo-keto reductase family 7 member A2
Molecular function (GO): oxidoreductase activity
Source: RefSeq, marked validated
GAUCUCAUGCUGAACGCCGUGUCUCGAGCCGUGGCUCGUGCUGCCGUCCGCAGCUCGCGUCGCCCCAGACAAUCCGAGGCUCGCCCCGCCGCUAGCGCAGCCGUCAUGUCCCGGCCCCUGCGGGCCACCUCGGGCUCCCCAGCCCGACCCGCCACAGUUCUGGGCACCAUGGAGAUGGGGCGCCGCAUGGACGCGCCCGCCAGCGCCGCGGCCGUGCGUGCCUUCCUGCAGCGCGGCUACACUGAGCUGGACACUGCCUUCAUGUACAGCGACGGCCAGUCCGAGAGCAUCCUGGGCGGCCUGGGGCUCGGGCUGGGCGGCGGCGACUGCAGAGUGAAAAUCGCCACCAAAGCCAAUCCCUGGGAAGGAAGGUCUCUGAAGCCCGACAGCCUCCGGUCCCAGCUGGAGACGUCACUGCAGCGGCUGCAGUGCCCCCGGGUCGACCUCUUCUAUCUACACGCACCUGACCACGGCACCCCCGUGGAAGAGACGCUGCGCGCCUGCCACCAGCUGCACCAGGAGGGCAAGUUUGUGGAGCUUGGCCUCUCCAACUAUGCUGCCUGGGAGGUGGCCGAGAUCUGUACCCUGUGCAGGAGCAACGGCUGGAUCCUGCCUACCGUGUACCAGGGCAUGUACAACGCCACCACCCGGCAGGUGGAAACAGAGCUCUUCCCCUGCCUCAAACACUUUGGACUGAGGUUCUACGCCUACAACCCUCUGGCUGGGGGCCUGCUGACCGGCAAGUACAAGUAUGAGGACAAGGAUGAGAAACAACCCCUGGGCCGCUUCUUUGGGAACAGCUGGGCUGAAAUCUACAGGAAUCGGUUUUGGAAGGAGCACCAUUUCAAGGCUAUUGCCCUGGUGGAGAAGGCCCUGCAGGCUGCCUAUGGCACCAGUGCCCCCAGCAUGACCUCGGCUGCCCUGCGGUGGAUGUACCACCACUCGCAGCUCCAGGGUGACCAUGGGGACGCUGUCAUCCUGGGCAUGUCCAGCCUGGAGCAGCUGGAGCAGAACUUGGCGGCCACAGAGGGUGGGCCCCUGGAGCCCACUGUGGUGCAGGCCUUUGACCAAGCCUGGCACAUGGUUGCCCAUGAAUGUCCCAACUACUUCCGCUAGGCCCCAGCAUGGCUCAGGCUGCCAGGGUUUCUUCCUUUUUUGUCCCCUUGUCUACUCCACACUGGCCGGGCUUUGCCUUAAGCUGAUUUAGCACAGUCUUUCUGCCCGGUCUCUUCUCCCCGCUCUGGAGCCUGCAUUAUUUUUCUAGUUUCCUGCCUCACUCUCAGUUACCUUCACAAUGUGUGAAGGCUGGGGCUGAGCCAUGCGUGGGUAUUUCUUGUCUGAAUAAAGCGGGCACCUGACCUGGCUGUCGCCCAGGCCCAGAGUGAACCCCACAAACUCA